ACUGUCUUAUGAUAUGUUACAAAGAAGCCGACCCUAUUCGUUUUCGAUUUAGUUCUUUUGAAACUUUUGAAUAGUCCAGUCAUCGGAAAUUUGUUUUGACUUCCGUUCUAAACAUUGCUAUUGCUUGUAGCUGGUUCCAAGUCGCGAAUAGACUCUGAAUUAUUUGUUGAUUAUUUGUGAAUCCUUUAAGUGAAAUAACUCGCGUUAUCCUUUCGGAAAUGCCACGACGCAGCCGUGAUGACGAGUACAUCCCAAUCAAAAUCGAAGGAUGGAAUGGAAAGUUCGUGUACGAUUCAACCCCCACAAUGGCAACUAAGGCUCAUCCCCGCAAUCAGCAAGCCAGCAACACGAAUGACUUCUACGGUUUCAACACUGAACCCAUCGUCCUGCCACCAAAAUGGGACGGCACAUUCGUCCCCAAUACUGGAGGAGGAUCUCGCUAUCGAACAGAGGAUAGAAAUCGAUCGAACGACUCUCAGUUUUACGCAUACAACACCGAACCUGAAGUUCUGCCACCAACAUGGUCAGGAAAAUUCGUCCAGGAUCCAAAUGACGUGAGAAUCAAACCUGAAAGAAACCAGUCAGAUGGUCAACACUAUCACGGAUAUUCGAAUGAACCAGAAGUUCUUCCUCCAGAAUGGAACGGAAGAUUCGAAGUUCACCCUAACGAUAUCCGCAUCAAAGCUGAAAGGAACUUUUCUGAUGCCCGCGAUUACGCUGAGGCUAGUCGAUUCAGACUUCGGGAGAAUUAGAUAAUUGCUGGAUUGGAAUCUUAACUAAGUGAAUUAAAUUAUUUAUUACUAAAUAGCAAUCCUAAACCGCAAUAGAAUCUUGUUUAUGACGUGGCUGUGUUUCUGUAUGCGCAGUUAGAAUAGUAAAAGUUGCUAAGUCAUUAGCAUCAAAAAAUAGUAAAGCUGUUUAUCUGGUUUUACACAGUUCUGCCUAAUUGGGCGUUGAAAUUACCAUAAAAUAUGCUGAACAUGCCACGUCAGUAGAUCAGUUUGUACCUUAAUCUGUUUUUGUUAUUUUUGUAAUUUAUUCGAAUAAAGAGAAUUUUUGAAUUCCUGAA
Messenger RNA from Hermetia illucens (black soldier fly), 1069 nucleotides. RefSeq lists its product as uncharacterized. The transcript has a single exon. Lineage: Eukaryota; Metazoa; Arthropoda; Insecta; Diptera; Stratiomyidae. Bases 219 to 752 code for a protein of 177 amino acids. The record is from RefSeq and is a predicted model, not a curated record.